Messenger RNA from Sparassis crispa, 2262 nucleotides. RefSeq names its product alpha/beta-hydrolase. The record is from RefSeq and is a predicted model, not a curated record. Bases 1 to 2262 code for a protein of 753 amino acids. The transcript has 5 exons. Lineage: Eukaryota; Fungi; Basidiomycota; Agaricomycetes; Polyporales; Sparassidaceae. Gene Ontology annotation, biological process: lipid metabolic process.
AUGAGCUCAAACUGGAACCGGUACACCGUCGCUGGCUUAGAUCUCGCGUCCACCGCGACGUCCUUCGGGUUCUCCGCUGCCAAAGCUGGUACGAAGCUGGGUUUCGCUAUAACACGUGGCAUAGCCUCCACAGCUGCGGGCAUUACUGGCACCGCUCUCGACCACGCUCUAUUCGGCGGGAGUAUUGGUGCUGGACCUCUCCUCGGCGGCGCUGUAUCGUCCGCGAUUUCUUCUAUCGAAACCCUCGCGCUCGCGCCCAUUCUCAUUGGCGAGUCUCUGACCUCUACCUCCCUUGUCGCUGCCCAGUCUACCUUGUCUGUCCUUGACACUAUUUUUCCCGGGAGCGACGAGGCGAGCUUCUCUCUGGCUAGUUUUGUAGGUCUCGUUCGCAGAGAAUGGGCAGAGCCAGCAGAUUUCGAUGGCCUGCCCGAAGAACGUUUCGGUCUUGCGGAAACAAUGGGGGCUCUCGCGGCCUGGGCGACACUCCAAGGCGUUACGAAUGAGUGGCAUGAGCGACAGUGGUUCAAAAACAUGACCGAAAUCCCUGUUAAUGACGAGUCGAUGCGUGAGCGAGAGGCCAACGCAGCGCGGCACGGAGACGCGCGCGUGCACAUCACGACGGAUGUAGUCUACCCGAGCAAUAGCGGACAAAUCGUAACUGCCGAUAUCGGAGAAGCUCCAUCUUCCCCGCCUCUUGCCACACCCAGCACCUCGCAGUCGUUGGCCUCCUCCUAUUUAUCCGGUGUCCACCCAUUUUUGUCAAAUUCAGAGCUCAAGCAGACGCUCCGACGCCUUUCAAAGAUCGUGCUCGCAGGCUACGGCGGACCAAGCCUGCUCUUCUUCGGCGUGUCCCCACUCCUGCCGAGGUCGUCCUCCUCUGUUGAGAAGGAAAAGAUCAAAGAAGAGGACAAGCUCACGCAGGCGGUGGGGGCGUCCGAAGCACAGGCUUCUACUUCCACGCCAGUGUCGCCCUCCAAUGACGACGCGAUCGCACAAUAUCCAUGGUGGGACGUCCUCAUGGGACGACACGACCGCGAGAUCUUCCUGCAUUACGCCAACUCAGAGCCUCCGACGCCGGCUCCUGAGCCAGAUCUUAGUCAACACCAGCCAACGCCUCGCCCGGCUACCGCUCUCGUCGGUAUCGAGAACCACAUGCCCCGCUUCUGGGUGCUUACGGACCACGUACGAUGCGAGGUUGUGCUGGUCAUCCGGGGAACGAUGAGUCUGAACGAACUAGCAGUAGACCUGACCUGCGAACCGGCGCCCUUUGAGCUCGAGAGCGAGCGACACCGCUCACGAUCGCGGUCUCGCCCUCGGACGGCCGAUGACAACCUGCAUGGACGGAAACAGUCGAAUGAGGAGAUGGAGAGUAUACCUGGUUCGUUCCCCAUGGACAUAUCUAUCCCUUCACCGCCACAGCGAAAACGCCCGCUUCCACAAGAAGACGACCCGGUGAAUGAGACCGAAGCGCAACAUCUGGUGCACGGUGGCAUGCUCAAGAUGGCUCGAGCUAUGGGCGGGCGAAGGAAGCCCGUGCACGUCGCUGUGCGGGAUGCUCUGCAGCGCAAUCGUGGAUACUCACUCGUUCUCUGCGGACACAGUCUCGGGGCAGGCGUCGCCGCGCUGCUCGCGCUUAUGUGGGCAAAUCCACACACUCGGCUUACCCAUAGACGAUCAGGGCUACCGCGCCAUCGAACAGUCUCCGCAUACUGCUUCGCGCCGCCGUGCCUAACGUCCGCACGCCUUGCAGAGCUUGCGGGUGAGGCUGGGCUCAUAACAUCCUUCGCCUACUCACACGACGUGGUGUCACGGUUGUCUCUGGGGAGCGUCAGGGACAUGAAACGCGCGGCGAUGUGGCUGUGCGUGCAGGAGGGGAAGGAGGGGCUGAAGGAGGGGGAGGAGAAGCGGGAGGAAGGGUACGCAGGCGUUACGCGUCGCGCGCUCAAGUGGGUUGCGGGGUACGGCGAGGAUGGCGACGAGGAGUGGUUCCUAGCCAUGCGCAAAACACUUGAGGCGAAUAUGCAUAUGACACAGCUCUACCCGCCCGGGCGCGUGUUCUGGGCGUUGCGAGAUGGCGAUUUGCACCCUAUGCAUCGUCUCCGCUCGGAGAACGGCUCUGGCAGCGGGAGCGAGAAGGUGCGCCUUUUCUCGGUGCAUCCAGGCAAAGCGCAGGAGGUGUUCAGGCAGAUCGUAUUCGCACGGGACAUGCUCAGUUCGCACCUGCCGCAGGAGUAUGAUCGGGUGUUGCAUGAAUUGCUCUGA